Messenger RNA from Tarenaya hassleriana, 1629 nucleotides. RefSeq names its product biotin--protein ligase 1, chloroplastic. The record is from RefSeq and is a predicted model, not a curated record. Bases 51 to 1145 code for a protein of 364 amino acids. Gene Ontology annotation, cellular component: cytoplasm. Gene Ontology annotation, biological process: protein modification process. Lineage: Eukaryota; Viridiplantae; Streptophyta; Magnoliopsida; Brassicales; Cleomaceae. Gene Ontology annotation, molecular function: biotin--[biotin carboxyl-carrier protein] ligase activity. The transcript is spliced from 10 exons.
CCUUUCGAAUUGUUUUCUCCGUCAGGGAUACUGCCAAACGGAAGAGCUAUAUGCCAUUGUCGAACCUCUCGCGGUUUGCUUCGCCGGCGAUCUCUCUCUGCCGUCGUUCUCCAUCGUAUCAGAAGCCUUCGCAUCUCUCUUUCUCCCUCGCCGCCGCAGCAAUGGAUUGUGAUGCUUCGUGUAGCUUGAUUUUGUGCGGGAAAUCAACUGCUGAAGCUGAAACAGCAGCGCGUUUGAAGAGCAGUAAUGCACUCAAUUUGCCGGAUAACAUCGAAACUUCAGUUUUCUUGCAAUCUGAGAUGGAGAAUCAAUUGAGAGAUGAAUCCUUCAAUGUUCUGUUGUUCAUGAACUCACUCUCAACAGCUCGGUUUGGAUGGUUUCUUGUUUGGUCUCCAAGAUUGUCUUCCACUCAUGAUGUUGUUUCUCACAACUUCUGUGAGCUUCCAAUUGGUUCAGCUUGUGUUGCAGAUGUCCAGUUUAAAGGUCGAGGCAGAACAAAGAAUGUCUGGGAAUCUCCAAGAGGUUGCCUUAUGUAUUCUUUUACAUUACAAAUGGAAGACGGUCGGGUUGUGCCUCUGAUACAGUAUGUGGUAUCUCUUGCUGUAACGGAAGCGGUGAAAGACGUGUGUGACAGAAAUGGCUUACCAUACAUCGAUGUUAAAAUAAAGUGGCCAAAUGAUCUCUACUUGAAUGGCCUUAAGGUCGGAGGCAUUUUGUGUACCUCCACAUACCGAUCAAAGAAGUUCCAUGUUAGUGCCGGUGUGGGUUUGAAUGUGGACAAUGAACAACCAACUACAUGUUUAAACGCAGUAUUGAAAGACAUGUCUGCCAUUUCAAGCCCGCUUAGAAGAGAAGAAAUUUUAGCUGCUUUCUUUAAUAAGUUUGAAAAGCUCUUUGAUCUAUUCAUAGACCAAGGAUUUAAGUCUCUCGAGGAGCUUUACUACAGGACGUGGCUGCACAGUGGGCAACGAGUGAUUGUUCAAGAAAAAAAUGGAGAUCAAAUUGUUGAGAAUGUCGUGACUAUCCAGGGUCUGACAUCUUCAGGAUAUUUGCUAGCUACAGGAGAUGACAAUCAAAUGUACGAGCUUCACCCUGACGGCAAUAGCUUUGACUUCUUCAAAGGCCUGGUCCGGAGAAAACUGUGAACUUAAGAAGAUUUCUUGGCAUCUUCAGAUUGAGGCAAACGCCGUACUACAACACCACACCCGCACAAAACUAGUACUUCUUUCUCCUCUAAAACAUGAAUGAAUUGCCUUAGUAUCUCAUGUUUCUGUUAAUUUAUGACAAAUGAUGUCGACCUUAGAACAGGAUGGUGUUGGUUGUUCGUACACUUGUACAUCAACCGACUGGAAAUAUCUGUCCUCAAGUGCUUAUGUUGCGUCAUAUACAGCACAACCUCUCGAGAUCAUAAGGAUUUUUUUUUUCUUUCAUUCUGAAAACUGGGUAUAUCAUUCAAGAUCGAUUGCUUAAAAUUAUACAUCAUUGUUGACUUUGGCUCCUUUACCCUCGGUGGGUUCACUGAGAUCCACAUUUUAAGUUCACUUUGUUCUUUUUUUUUUGGGUAGAACACCAUCAUGUUUGUGACUUUGCCCCACUGUUAUAAGUAAGGCGAUAACUUCAGCGUUUUAA